This is a messenger RNA of Lingula anatina, 1286 nucleotides long. RefSeq lists its product as uncharacterized. NCBI's taxonomy places the organism in Eukaryota, Metazoa, Brachiopoda, Lingulata, Lingulida, Lingulidae. Gene Ontology annotation, cellular component: cytoplasm. Gene Ontology annotation, molecular function: cysteine-type deubiquitinase activity. Gene Ontology annotation, biological process: protein linear deubiquitination. The record is from RefSeq and is a predicted model, not a curated record.
AAGGAUAAUUAUUGUUGAAUUAAAAAUCAGAACAAUAAAUUAUAUUUUGAAGUUGAUUCUACUGCAUUUCUGAACUUGAUAUUUACCCCAAUGCAAAUCUAGGACAAAUAAACUAAUCUUGCUUACAUUGACCAAAAUUACAUAUACAUAAAGGAGUUAAUCACAAAAAUAAGCAGAAAGCCAUUAUGAAAAUGGGUUGGACCAAGUGCAUCUCACAUUAUUGAUCAAAACUUGAAGAUCACAUAAGUAGGUCAGGCAUGCCACCAAGUGAGAGAGAGAGCACGCCUAGCUGGCUUAAGCUUAUGAUGGAUGGCUUAAAGGGGCCUGAGAAUGUCAGGUGAUGCAGUUUGUUAGUGAAAAAAAGGGUACAGGAAUAGACUACCUAAUCAUCCAACAUGGUAAAUAGAGUAGCGAACAUGACCUCUGCUGGCAAAUCCCAGUCUUACAGGAGAACUGCAGCUGUGCCGGCAGAUCAAUACCUGCACAAACUCCAGAAGAUGAGUCGGAUUGUACUGCAAGUAGACCAGUUUAGAAAUUCCAUUGACUUUGCUUAUAGACAUGACGGUCUGGAUAUUUCUUUGAUGCUGAAAAUGUUUCAUAAAAUCUCAAGCGGAGUUGGAAAAAUUACGAGUCGGAAGGUGAUUGUUUUCACCUUCUUAUUAGAUAAUUCAUCUCUUCAAGUUAAGAUGGAAACAGCUAAAGCCACUAGUCUGCUAGCUCUCCUAGGCUUAGGACUGGGCUUAGGAUUAGGCUCACUGUUGGUAUACAAGCUAUACUACCGGCUGUUUGUGUCUGGUGGAGACAAAACUAAGAGGAAAAGUUCAGAUUCAUCGAACUCCACGGAAACACGUCAAAACCAGCCAAGUGAUCAGGAGCCACAUGACACAGGAGAAUCAAACAUGGGGAACAAUGCCUCCGUGGACCCCGCCGCAGACCUGGCAUAUUUUGACAAUACUCAGGGGAAGGUGAAGUUUCCCAGACAUUAUUAUAACAACAGUGACUAUGACUUAGUUCAACACACAACAGAGGACACGAGCUCUGAUGACUCUGUUUCCAUUCCAUUCAAUGCAGUAUUAUUGUCAGCAGAUAAAGACACGGACAGUUCUUAUGGAUCAUAUGAAAUGGUGCAGACCAAGGAUGCUGAGGGGGAUCAUGCUGAGGGUGUGACAACCCAGGACCAAGUGCCAAACACAAUUCACAAAUCAAAAGAUCCUUUGAAUGAUAUAUUGGACAGUGGAGAGUACGAUUCAUUAUCUGACUUAAUAGGGAAAGUCUCACCGCACUGA